AUAUGAGCUACGGAUUCGAUACUUGCCCAAAGGGUUUUUAAAACAGUUUACUGAGGACCAGCCAACUCUCAACUACUUUUAUCAUCAGGUAAAAAGUGACUAUAUGAUGGAGAUUGCUGAUCAAGUCGAUCAAGACAUAGCGCUUAAACUGGGCUGCCUUGAAAUCAGGAGGUUUUUCAGGGACAUGCGUGGUAACGCCUUGGAUAAGAAAUCAAAUUAUGAACUGCUAGAGAAGGACGUUGGUCUGCGGAGAUUCUUUCCAAAGAGUUUAUUAGACUCAGUGAAGGCUAAAUCCUUGCGGAAAUUGAUCCAGCAGACGUUUAAACAAUUUGCCAAUCUGAACGAUGAACAGUGCAUUCUGAAUUUCUUUGAGAUCCUAUGGCCCAUAUACAGAUUUGAUAAGGAGUGUUUUAAAUGCGCUCUUGGGUCAAGCUGGGUUAUUGCAGUGGAGUUGGCCAUCGGACCAGAGGAGGGAAUCAGUUACUUGACAGACAAAGGCUCAAAUCCAACACACCUGGCCAACUUCACACAGGUGCAGAAUAUCCAGUUUGAGGAGCGAGAGAGGAAGGGAAUGCUACAGUUAGAUGUGGCUGGAGCACCCGAGCCUUUGACAGUAACAACCACAACUCUGAACACAGCGGAGAACAUGGCCGAUCUAAUUGACGGCUACUGCAGACUUGUGAGCGGAAAUUCCUCAUCAUUUAUCGUCCGUGUACAGAAAGAAGGAGAGAGAGCUCUUCCAUCAAUCCCAAAGGCUCCAAAAUCAGCAAACCAUGAGAAACGGUUACAAGGAGUUCGAACCAAAGCCAUCUCUGUUUCAGAAACAGACGACUACGCAGAGAUCAUAGACGAAGAGGACACAUACACCAUGCCUUCCAAAUAUUAUGGACUAGAUGAAGCCAGGGACUAUGAGAUCCAAAGAGACAGAAUUGAGCUGGGCCGCUGUAUAGGAGAGGGCCAGUUUGGAGACGUACACCAAGGGAUUUACAUAUGUCCGGAGAACCCAGCUCUUUCUGUGGCAAUAAAGACGUGUAAGAACUGCACAUCGGACGGUGUUCGAGAGAAAUUCCUCCAGGAAGCCU
This is a messenger RNA of Xyrauchen texanus (razorback sucker), 1082 nucleotides long. Its product is annotated as focal adhesion kinase 1-like. Gene Ontology annotation, cellular component: cytoskeleton. The record is from RefSeq and is a predicted model, not a curated record. The annotation marks the transcript as partial. Gene Ontology annotation, biological process: protein phosphorylation. The transcript has 14 exons. Gene Ontology annotation, molecular function: protein kinase activity; ATP binding. NCBI's taxonomy places the organism in Eukaryota, Metazoa, Chordata, Actinopteri, Cypriniformes, Catostomidae.